GUCGACCAAUGAGAGCGCAGUAAACAAUCGGAAACUUCCGCCUCUCGUGCAUGACGUUCGUUGUAAAAAGAAUGUCAUAAGUAAACCUUGCUGUGAACUCGCAGUCCGGCACGCUCGUUUAGUGAAAGUCUCCGUCCGACCCGAUGCUCUCCUCGGGCAGGAUCGCGUCCUCUCGCCUCUGCUGGCCGCUUCCGAGGCUCUGUCCCCGGCUGAGCUGCGAGCAGAGAGCCGCCGCCAGCACUCAACAGAAAGAACUGAUCAAGAAACGAGACCUGGUCCAAGAUGAGCUGCGGCCUCUGUACAUGGACUUCCAGGCUACCACACCCAUGGAUCCUCGCGUUCUGGACGCCAUGUUACCCUACCAGGUGAAUUACUACGGCAACCCUCACUCCAGGACGCACGCCUACGGCUGGGAGAGCGAGACUGCCAUGGAGACGGCAAGGAAGCAGGUAGCUGAUCUGAUUGGUGCCGAUCCCCGAGAGAUCAUCUUCACUAGCGGAGCCACCGAGUCCAACAACAUUGCUGUCAAGGGCGUGGCCCGCUUCUACCAGGGCAAAAAGCGUCACGUGAUUACCACGCAGACGGAACACAAGUGCGUGUUGGACUCGUGUCGUGUUCUGGAGGCAGAGGGAUUCCGCGUCACCUACUUGCCCGUGCAAAACGACGGACUGGUCGACCUCGAGCUGCUGGAGGCGUCGAUGACUCCUGAUACGUCUCUGGUGUCCAUCAUGACAGUCAACAACGAGAUCGGAGUCUUACAGCCCGUUAAGGAGAUCGGGCGUCUUUGCCGCUCCAAGGGCGUGUUCUUCCACACGGACGCCGCGCAGGCUGCCGGCAAAGUUCCCCUCGACGUCUCGGACGACAACAUCAAUCUCAUGUCCAUCAGCGGCCACAAAAUCUACGGACCCAAGGGUGUGGGCGCGCUGUACGUGCAACGGCGGCCGCGGGUGCGCCUGGAGCCCCUGCAGAACGGCGGUGGCCAGGAGAGGGGUCUGCGCUCAGGAACUGUGCCCACCCCACUGACUGUCGGCUUGGGGGCCGCCUGCAGCAUCGCGCAGCAGGAGAUGGAGUAUGACCACCAAAGAGUGUCCGUGCUGGCAAAGCGUCUGAUCCAGACGGUCACAUCUCAGCUCCCUGACGUGAUUUUGAACGGACAUCCACAACAUCGCUACGCAGGGUGCGUCAACUUAUCGUUUGCCUACGUGGAGGGAGAAAGUCUACUGAUGGCUCUCAAGGACAUCGCACUGUCUUCUGGCAGCGCGUGUACGUCGGCCUCUCUGGAGCCGUCAUACGUCCUCCGGGCCAUCGGAGCCGAGGAAGAUCUCGCCCACUCCUCCAUCAGGUUUGGGAUCGGUCGCUUCACCACCGAGGAGGAGGUAGACUACACGGCCCGAAAAUGCAUCAAACACGUUCAAAGACUACGAGAGAUGAGUCCUCUGUGGGAGAUGGUGCAGGACGGCAUUGACCUGAAGAGCAUCAAGUGGACUCAGCACUAACCUGGAUGCCCCUCUUUGUUCACUUCCCGGUUGACAGCCAAUUCAGGGGGAUCCCUUGCAUCAGAUUUGAUUAUAUUGUUUUUCCUCUUUCCAUUGCCGCACUCAAAACACGCACAAAUGUCCUUUGGCGGCCCAAAGUGUCUUCUUUGCUGCUGCCCUCUGCAACAAAGUUGGAGUGAGUUAAAUUCUCUAUUAUGAAUACCAAAAUACAUUUUCAUUAUUGGCUUGAGGGAGCCACCAGUGUUAACAACAGCAAUAGUAAACGUGUAUGUUUUCGUAGAAAUGAACUUUUCGUUCAGUAGUGUCCAUGUCUUCUCGUCACUUAGCCUGGUACAGUAUUCACCAAGCAUCAUGUCACUUCAUCUGCGUCUUUGGUAGCACAGCUCACAGAUUAUACAAUCCGCUUCAAGAAAGAAAUAUGUUUCCUCGUUCAAAGCUAUACAAUACGAUUCAAUAAAGGAAACGUCUCAUCGUUCAAAA
This is a messenger RNA of Syngnathus acus (greater pipefish), 1976 nucleotides long. It is a transcript of the gene nfs1, whose product is annotated as NFS1 cysteine desulfurase. The record is from RefSeq and is a predicted model, not a curated record. Gene Ontology annotation, molecular function: pyridoxal phosphate binding; cysteine desulfurase activity. The transcript is spliced from 14 exons. The coding region runs from base 144 to 1496 and encodes 450 amino acids. Gene Ontology annotation, biological process: [2Fe-2S] cluster assembly. Lineage: Eukaryota; Metazoa; Chordata; Actinopteri; Syngnathiformes; Syngnathidae. Gene Ontology annotation, cellular component: mitochondrion; cytosol; nucleus.